Clupea harengus (Atlantic herring) is the source of this 3608-nucleotide messenger RNA. RefSeq names its product abl interactor 1a (gene abi1a). Lineage: Eukaryota; Metazoa; Chordata; Actinopteri; Clupeiformes; Clupeidae. Gene Ontology annotation, biological process: neuron migration. The record is from RefSeq and is a predicted model, not a curated record. Gene Ontology annotation, molecular function: SH3 domain binding; signaling adaptor activity. Gene Ontology annotation, cellular component: lamellipodium; SCAR complex; actin-based cell projection.
CACAAUACCAGGCGAGAGAGUCCCUUUUCUGUCGGGGCUGAGCUUGUGGUUUUAAUCAAAGGGAAGACGGGGAAGCUAUGCGGAGAGAUGUAAAAUGGCAGAGCUGCAAAUGUUGUUAGAGGAAGAAAUUCCAGCUGGUAAAAGAGCCCUCAUAGAGAGUUACCAGAAUCUAACUCGUGUAGCAGAUUACUGUGAAAAUAAUUAUGUUCAGGCACCGGACAAAAGGAAAGCGCUGGAGGAGACGAAGGCCUACACCACCCAGUCGCUGGCGAGCGUGGCCUACCAGAUCAAUGCCUUAGCCAACAACGUGCUGCAGCUGCUGGACAUUCAGGCGUCCCAGCUGCGCCGAAUGGAGUCCUCCAUCAAUCACAUCUCCCAGACGGUGGACAUCCACAAGGAGAAGGUGGCCCGGCGGGAGAUCGGCAUCCUGACCACCAACAAGAACACGGCGCGCACGCACAAGAUCAUCGCUCCGGCCAACAUGGAGCGUCCCGUGCGCUACAUCAGGAAGCCCAUCGACUACAACGUGCUGGACGACGUGGGCCACGGAGUCAAGUGGCUAAAAGCCAAGCAACAUGGAAACAAUCAGCCAAUCAGAGGGACCGGAACAAUCUCCAGGACCAAUCCGCCAACUCAAAAGCCGCCCAGCCCGCCCAUGUCUGGGCGUGGCACUCUUGGACGCAACACCUCUUAUAAGACUCUGGAGCCAGUGAAGCCACCCACUGUGCCCAAUGACUACAUGACGAGCCCGGCACGACUGGGCAGCCAGCACGGCCAACACAGCCCUGGACGGACCGCCUCUCUCAACCAGAGACCCAGGACCCACAGUGGCAGUAGUGGAGGGAGUAGCAGCCGGGAGAACAGCGGAGGCAGCAGUGUUGGUCUUCCCAUAGCUGUACCAACCCCAUCCAUUCCUAACUCUGGACAAGCCCCACCCAUGUCAGCCCCUCCUCCCCCAGGAGCACCACCUCCUCCUCCUCCCCCUCCACCUCCGCCACCCCCUCUCCCAGGGCAGGGCCCACCAAUGCCAACGGGGGGCAAUGUCGCAGUGUCCCAGUUCGGCACGAUAUCGCGGCAGAUGUCACGGCACAACUCCAACACCGCCUCCUCCAUCUCCAUGGCAUCGGCCACGGGCACUUAUCGUCGCGCACCCUCCGUCACUUCCCAGUUCUCCCUGCAGCAGCAGCAUCAGCAACACCAACAACAACAGCAGCAACUGCAGCAGCAGCAGCUACAACAACAACAGCAGCAGCAGCAGCAGCAGCCCCAGCUCAAUGGCGGCACCAAUGCCUACCCCCCCAACUCAAUGUCUGUGGCCCCACCUCCUCCUCCCAUGCCCCAGUUGACUCCACAGAUCCCUCUGACUGGCUUUGUGGCCAGAAUGCAGGAGAACAUUGCCGACACCCCCACGCCUCCCCCGCCCCCUCCCCCGGAUGAGAUACCCAUGCUGGACGACUCGCCGCCCCCGCCCCCGCCCCCUCCAGUGGACUACGAGGACGAGGAGGCGGCCGUGGUGCACUACAACGACCCGUACGCCGACUCAGACCCCAACUGGGCCCCCAAUACCUACAUGGAGAAAGUGGUCGCUAUCUACGAUUACGCCAGGGACAAGGAUGAUGAGCUGUCGUUCAUGGAGGGCGCCAUCAUCUACGUCAUCAAGAAGAACGACGAUGGCUGGUAUGAGGGAACGAGCAAUGGCACCACCGGCCUGUUCCCCGGCAACUACGUGGAGUCCAUCAUGCACUAUGCCGACUGAAGGGACACACACACACACACAUACACACUCUUCUGUCAUAUCUAUCGCUGACCAAACUAAAACUUAUCAUCCUAUUCCUUGCUAAGUAUAGAAAAAGUGCAUUUGGAUAUGAUCGAAUGUUUGUUCCUUAUGAAUGGCCAAUAAAUGAACAAAUAAAAGUCUAUUCAUUUUAUUUAGUUGUUAUGGGUGAACGGGGCAAGGAAAUUCAAGUGUAAAGAAUGUGGGUGAGGGUAAUGCUUAAUCCCAGUGAGGCUAGAGCUUCACAGACCUAAGGACCCAAGUAAGUUAGGUUGUGUUUCACAGUGGCUAAGCCAGUGGACAGUAACCCAGCGAAUCAAUCAAGAUGCCCUGAGAACGCAACACAAAAUCUGGAAGGAUGAAGGUUUCCAUUGACUCCAAAUCCCGUUUAAUUAUAAAUAUGUGCCAUUUGGGGUGAUUCGUCUUCUUUUCCCUAAUCACUUUGUUGUUUUUUUUUUUUUUUCGCUUCCCCAUUCUUAACUCUGGUUUUUACACAAUCAUUUCCUAAACUGAAAUUAAAUCUCAAAUGAUUUGAUUUUAAUAAAAAGACUCUUCUAAUUUGAUCUCAAGUCACUGGACAUCCUUAUAUGUUGAAAGUGUUGAUGUGUGUUUGAAGCAUGCACGGAGUUAAAAUGUUCAAAAGGGUAUGUAUUAUAAACUCCACUUUUAAUUCCAUUUUAAAAAGAAUUAUAUAUCUACACUGCUCUGUUUAGUUUGUUAUUCUAAUGUUGUCAUUUGGGCUCCCAAAAAAUGUUGGACUUUUUGAUUGUCUGUAUCUUCUUUAGACAUUCUUAAUUUGUAUUUUUUAAAUAUUUUAUAUAAUUUUGAAUCGACCAUUUUGUGUUCCCUAACACCCACAAUGUUUUGGACUGUAUAUGAUAAUGAGGCUUUUUGUCGUUCUGGUGAUGUCCGAUUCACAGACCCUGGACUCGAGCAUGAUAUCCCCCUCCCUCCUACCCAUUUGCAUUCUGGGUACAAUGCCAGACGGACAAACAAUUAACUUCUACCACCUAUCUGUAUAUAGCUUUAAAGUUCAUAUAGGCAAGAGUGUAAGAUGCUACCUGUCUGUACCAAUCAUGGCUAUGCUGUGCUGUAAUUAAUGCAAACAAUUGGACUCAAACGCAUUACCCUUCUCAUUUUCUCAAAUCAGCAGAGGAAAACACUGCCAUUUUGCAUCUCAGUCGCUGUGGAGACCAACAUAACUCAGAUACCUCCUUUCAGUGUAUGACUUGCAGAUUUCAUGCUUUUGUUUGAAGUUUUUUGUUAUUUUUAUGGGCUGAUCAGGUUGUGUGCUACUACCCCAAGCAGACAUUCCAUCUCUCGUUGUAUCUUCUACCGCCUGUAGAAAUCAUAGGGCACUGCUUCGUUACCAGUUCUCAACUUGUUAGAAAAGUCUGUAAGAGUUCAGAUCAAACUUGUACUAAAAAGGAAGACUAAAGACUGUAACGUGGCCUCGGAUCAGCAAAUGUCAUUGUUCAUUGAUUGUUUUCACCAUGCUGUUAAAGAUUGUGUUGGGAAUUCAUGUAUGUGUUCAUUCAGAUAGUGUUUUUUUUUUUUUGUAAAUCCUUCAAAGGUCAUUCCUUUGGGCUCACAUAGGCUCUACAGAGUUAACUGUGCUUGCCAUAGUCCUUCAUGUCAGGAUAUGGCAGCUAAUGCCUUGCUACUUUUAACAGGUUUAUGCUUCAUUUCUAGUUAACAUUCGUUGUGAUCCAACUGAAUUCUCAAGGGCAGAAAUAUCAAAGCUUGUGUCUCUGCCCAUCAAUUUGUAUUUAUAAUAUGUUAAUUGAAGAAAUUAAAUGUACAGUCUUUUAUAAUAAAUCCUUCUCCUAUAUAA